UAAAUAGUUUUAUACAAAAUAACAAAAAUUGAUUUAUAUUUGUUUGUAAACAUAAUAUGUCAUGGUAUAUUUUUAAAAAUUAUUAAAUUUAUUUUAGUAUUAAAAUACUAAAAUAAGUAUAUAACCAAUAACAAUACAUUUAAUUUAUAUUUUGUUUAUUAACGUGAUUUUCAUGAUAUUUUCAUUUUAUUCUUAUUAUUCAGUUGCAAGAAUAACUUGUAUUUGUUAUUUAAGUUAAAAAUUUAAUAUUUUUUUGUUUGUAUUUUUACUAAAUAUUUAUUGUUAUAAUCCAUUUGUAAGAAUAACUUUCAAAAAAGAAUAUUUUCAAAAUAUGUUUUUACAACAAGUACCUUAUAUUUAUGAAUAUUUAAAAUUUACUUUAUUUACUUUUAAUUUUCCAAGAGUUAUAAAGAAUUAUAAAUUUGUUUAAAUUAAAAUUUCCUCAAAUAUACAUUACAUAUUAAUGUUUUGUUUGUCAACAUAGUUGUUCUGCUUGAGUGUUUAUUCAAUUAUUAUAAGAAGUAUUUCACAAUGUAAUUGUACAUAUAUCAAUAUUCUUAUUUACUUUGAAUAAUAUAAUAUGCAAAGAUGUGUUUGGUUUAAGAUUCUUGUGCUUUUAAUUUAUUUUGAGAUUUUGUAGGUUAUGCUAAUUCUUAGAAUUUGGUUUAAUAACAUUACUUUAUAUUAACAAUUAUAUAUUUUUUUAUUUAAUUAUAUCAUUUUUAUAAAUUAAUAUAAUAAAUAUUUGUUUAAGAUAACAUCAUAUUUACAAGAUAUUAGUGUUGUUAUUAAAAAUAAUGUUUUUAAAUCAAUAAAAAUUAAGAAAUUGAAAGAUUCAUAAAAUAGUAUAAAUUUAAUGUUUUAUUUAAUUUUUUUUAUCUUUAACCUAAUAAUAUAUUUAUUAAUAAAUAUUUAUUAAAUAACUAUGUCCGCAUGUGCGGGCAAAACUCCUAGUAAUAAAUAAUUAAUACACGAGGCUAAAAUAUGAGAUUACUGUGGAAUUGGAGUUUAAGCGACGAGUUAAGAGGCGAUUGUUAAAAAUAUAAUAUUCUCUCCGAAAAGAUCUAUAUUUUGAAAAAAUUAAUAUAUUUUAAUAUAUGUUUAAGUUUCAAAAUAGACAUACUUUUGAAACAUAAGAAGUAUUGAAAAAUUAUUGUAAGUUGGAGAAGACUUUUUUUAUUCUUUGGAUAAAAUUUUCCUUACUCUAUGUAAACUAAAAUCAAAAGGAAGAUUCGUAGAUCUUGUCUUUUGGAAGUUACUAUGACAAGUCAUAAAAUUUGUGUAUAAAUAGGUGUAAAAAAUCUCUUCAUGAGUUUCAAGACAGAAGAGAAAACCUAAAGAGAGUUUUGAAUUUAUUGUAAGAAGACAAACACAAAUUGAAAAGGUCUCAUUGUCAUUGGGAUGUUUUUGGGUUGUUUGUAAAUCUUUGAACAUGAUGAGAAGCUAGGUUAAGUUAAGAUGUGUUUUAAAUUUAUUGAAAUCAUUUAAAUGAAAAUUUUAUACAUUUAAAUUUAUUUAACAUUUUUGUAAAAAUGUGUUAGUUUUGAGUUUUAAUAUCAAUAGUUUUGAGAAAACAGCCAUUAAAAUCAUAAAUUUGCAAAUUAAAGCAAAAAAACUUCUGAGUCGUGUUUGAUCCAAAAAAAAUCUGCAAGUUUUAAAUAUUGGAUGCUUUAACUCUCAUUUUUUGUUUACUCGACCAUUUAAAAAACUCAAAUAGUCCACUGUUAAACUAAAACGUAAAGCUCAACAAGAAAUCAAGACUGAGCUUUCGUCACCUAAAACUUGAUAAGUAAUUGAGAGUGAUAAUUCGACUUUAUCAAAAUGAUGAGAAUCAUUACCUGUAGCUGGAGAAACUAUCACUGAUUGUCUUAAUCGUAGAUUGCCUUUGUAAUCGACUUGGAGAAGAUGAAAUUGAAUUGGGAAUUAGGUUUUUGAGUGAGGAAGGCGAACUCGGUUUUUUUAAACAAAAUAAUUUUUAAAAUGGGAUCGUAUAUAACGGUCGUUGCUCGAGUUUAACAGUUGAUUUUUCGAGUAGCUGAAUCAACAAAAAAUGAAAGUUAAAACAGCUAAUAUCGAAAAGUUGAAGAAUUGUUUGGAUCAAACAUGAGUUUUUUACGCUCAUAAACAAGAGUUAGAGAUUUUUUUUUUAUUUGAAAGUUCAGGGUUUAAUGGUUGUUUUCUUAAUAUUUUUUGUACUUUUAAGGUCUUAAAUAAUUUAGGGACUGCUGGUAGACUCGUAAGACACCCUUUUAAACCUUAAUUAAGUUUCUGAUAUUUAAGGUCGUGAUAUAUCAUGAAUUAUUUUCUUAUUAAAAAAUUAUGGCAGAAAAAAUUACAGCAAUUUUCAUGUAAAAUCUAUUUUGUUAACCUUCUAUUCAUGUGUGAUUUUUUUUAAAAAAUAGACAUUUCUUAAAAAAUUAUAUUUCAUUUAUUUCUAAUUAACAUUUUUGCAUUAAAUAUCACAUCUUAUAUAAUCAAGACAUAUAACAACUUCACCUAUAAAACUGUUUUAAUUUUAUUUUUAACUAUAACAAAUUUGUUGACAAAAAUAUAAAAAUCCUACUAAAAUUUUAAAUAUUUUUAUUUAAUAAUGAAUUAUAAUUUCGUAGUUAAUAGUAUAAAAUUAUUCAAAUCAAUGUUAAUGAAGAUUUUAUUACAAAAAACUGUAUGCUAUUUUCAUAAGCUUUCUAAUUAUAGUCUAUAUUAUUAAAACUAAAGAACAAUAUAAAUUUAUUCUAUUAAAAUAGAAGUCACCACUUAUAUUCAUGUCUGUUUUUUUUUAUGGAAUUUACCUAGAAAAUCAUAUUUCAUUUAUUUCUAGUUAACAUUUUGGCAUCAUUAAAAUAUUACAUCUUGUAUAAUCAACACAUAGAACAACUUCACCUAUAAAGCUGUUUUAAUUUUAUUUUUAAUUAUAACAUAUUCGUUGACAAAAAUCUAACAAAAUCCUACUAAAAUUUAAAUACUUUUAUUCAAUAAUGCAUUAAUUAAUUUUGUAAUUAGUAGUAUAAUAUUGUUCAAAUCAAUUUUAAUUAAUAUUAUAUUAGUAAAAAAUUGUAUGAUAUUUUCAUAAACUAUCAAAUUAUAGUCUAUAUUAUAUUAAAAUGGAACUACUAUAUGAAUUAAAUAGAAAAUUAUCUAAAUUAAUAAAUUAACUUAUUUUAUUUUUUUAAAGUAUUUCAUUUAAAAUAUCAGUCACCAUUAAAAGGUAUUUAAAUUCGUAAAACAUGUAUAAAAUUUACCAAAAUAAUAAGCCUUAAUUAUUUAAAUAUAACAGUAUAUUUACUUAUGAAAUCGUGAUAUAUACUAAAAUUAUAAAUGCCAAAGUACAUUUUUAAACCCAACAAAAAAAUAUAAAUGAUCCUAUACAAAUAUCUAUUCUAUAGUAAACUAAAUAAAAUGUUUUUAAAAAAUAUGUUGUAUGCAAACUGUAGAAAUUAAAAAUAUAUAUUUUGAAGGGUUUUAUGUUUUUGAUGAUUUCAGAUUAUUAGUUUAUUGUACCAAAUUAAAAAAAAAAUUAUAUGUAAUAACAAUUAAUAAAAAAAAGUAACAGUAUAUAACAAAUCUUUAUAUAUUAAUAAUAUCAAAUAACAACUAAACAACAAAAAAAAAAUAGUACAUUACUUAUAACAUUAAAAUAUAAAUCAUAUAUUUAAAAUAUUUACGUAUAUCAAAAUGAUGCAUUUAUAAAAUAUCCACACCGGGGAUCAUGCUCUAGUUAUUAUUACUUGAUACCCAAAUGCACGCAUGCUUUUGAGCUAUUCAAUUCAUUUGAAGCAGUUACGUCGUAGUGUGUGAAUGGUUAUUUAGUCAAUGUUAUUUGUGGCCAGACAUUAUAAUUGACAAUAGUAUAUAUUAUUUAAGAUACUAGCAUUUUGUUAUCCUACCGUAAACAUCAAGGACAAGCAGCUAACGUUCCUAUCUAAAACUCAACUUGGUGGACAGACAUCAUUCAAGUGACCUAACACAUUGCAUUCUUUUCCUUGGUUGAUAAGAAAAUAUGAGUAUAUAAAUGCAUAUUUGUAUUAGUAUUAGACUAUAAGACAAAGUUCAUAUUUUAUCAGGGCCAUAAUACUUAGAGAGAAGUCAAUAUGAAUGUGACUCCUCUCUUGCAUAUAAUGGUUGUGUUUCAUUUUCUCGAUUCCGUGUAAACAAGCUUACCGACUUCGAGCCUGGGGGGAACAUAUAGUGCGAUGUCUUCAAAAACAUACAAUCAUAAAAAUACUAUUCACAUAAGAUGUCUGAUGUUGUUUUCAUUAUUUAGGUCUUAAACAUCGAAGACGGUUUGUGACUUUGUUCAAAAAACACCUAAGAUGAAACUACUUUUGAAUUUGUCAUCGCUAUCCUAGUAUCUGUUUGAGCAUAUAGAUGCCUAUAAAGUUGAAUCUGUCUUAAAUCAAACAAUCAUUGAAUUACGAUCUUUCAAAUUUUCAAAUUAAUUCUAUAUAGCAAGAAACUACUUAUGUUACAUAACUAAAAAAUAAAACGAAAAAAUAGAUGUUCUUAAAUCAUGAUUAGCAUAUAUAUUACAGGUGAAAUAAAAAUUGAAUGUAGUUAUAUAGUUUUUUUCAUUAAAAAAACAGGCGCAUAAAACUGCUUAUGCACCCCACUACAAUUCACCUUAUGGCCACACAGAUAUGAACCUGUCUGUCCAUAUCUUACGGCAAUUUGAAUAUCCGGAGUGAGAAUCCAUCCGUAAACCGUAUCACUCUUUUAGAGAUUAGUAUGAGUUUCUCUAUGAGCCCGGGAUAUCUCAAAGGUUAAACAAAAAAAAUUAAAAAUAAUAUUCACAACUUAAGAUGCAACUUUACAAUUUCAAAUGCAUAUUUCACGUAGUAAUUACAAGUUUUAGUCGUAUAUUUCAUCAAAAUUUUGCUAAUAGUAGUGUUCAACUUGUAUAGUCCAACUAAACUCCACAAGUAUGAAGUAUCAUAUUGGUUUCCCCCUUGGACGGACAUCAAAUAUAUAUGGACAAGUUAGCUUGAUUCAUUAUUAUACUAAUCGGAAUUACUUGAGGUGUCUGAUUAGCUAACCUAUAUGACAAAUCUAAACGCGUUCAUUAUUCAUCCAAGUUGCUUAAAUCUAAUAUUACUGAGUUAAAUCGAACUUGUAAAUAAUCAAUUUCUACGUAUUAAGUUCUUCGAUCAUUUAAAUUUUAAUACUAUCCCUCCAUCACUGAAAAUAUAUCUAUCCAAUUAUUGGUAGAACACAUCCAAAGGAGCAAAACAACUGAAUAUUUGGGAACUCCCUAUAUUUGAUUCGACGUAGGAAAAAGAGAAGCUGGAAAUCAGAGCUAUAACGUUCACAUUGACGAGACCAAAUGUUCUUUAACACGAUAGUACAUAUUGAUACUCCAACACUAGACGAAUUUUUAAAUAAAAUUAUUAUAGCAAUGUUAUUUUUUGACUGAAUUCUUGUUAUUAUAGCAAUAAGCUAAUGCAUCACAUCAGCGAUUAUUGAUAUAAUACUCACUUUUAACGGAUACUAGAUUCUAACCCGCGUUAAAAUGCGGGAUUAUUUUUUAUAAAAUGGUUGUUAGAAAUUUUUUACAGUUUCAUUAAAUUUUAAUUUAGAAUAUAUAGUUUGUAGUUCAUUUACUUAUUUGUUUCGUUAGUAAAUCUUUUUUAAUGUAAUUAUUUUGUUUUUAUUAGAAUAUUAGGAUGAAUUUGUUCCAGUAAAUCUAUGUCAAAAACAUAAUUUAAACAUUUCGUGCUUGAAAUAUUUAAUAUUAGUUACAUGCAUCUAACCUUAUAUGCUACCAAUAGAUUGAUUUAUACGUAUAAAAAUAGACAAUGGCUUAGUUAAACCAAUUCCCUAUAGCACCAGUUAUUAAUUACCAUUUCAUACAUUAAAAUCUUGAUAAAUAAAAUGUUCGAAUUAGUCUACGUAGCAGUGAGAAAUAUAAAGAGACAUAAUAAAAUGAUUUCAUGUAUACUAUAUUGUAUUGUGUAUGUCAUAUUUAGAUAUAGAUAUUUUUGUAUGUCGAAACUAAAUGUCACUUGGUAAAAAUAUCGGUCAUGUUUGUAGAUUUCCAAAUAAUUGGUAAGUAAAAUGAAUUGGUGUAACAGAAUUUUCAGAUUUAUAUAUUUAAAUAUCCAAUCUAAUCUAUCAUUAACGAAAAAGUGCAUAGAUCCAAAAUUUAAAUGACAACAUUUUAUCAAUAAAUAUAAGUAGGACCCUAAAUAAAUAAAUUAUAUUAUUUAAAUGGAAUUUGAACCAUAGUUUAUCAUGUAAAAUUAUCAUUAUGUAUGUAGUUGGACAUCAUAUUUAUUAAACAAUAUUAAAAAAAUUACUUUGCAAAAAGUUAUUAUUACAGUUUAGUCUGAAAAUGUUUAGUUGGAUACAUAUGAACUUUUACUAUAUUUUCAAAAACAUAAAUUUAUAUAUUUACAUUGGGUGGUUUGCAAAUCAGUUACUCUUUUGUCAAUAAAAUGAUAAAAUCUUGAUCACACUUUUAUUAUUUUGUUGACAAAAAAAGUAACUGAUUUGCAAAUGAAAAUAAUUAAAUCUUCAUCAUAUUGUUAGAAAAUAAGUUUAAAAUAAUAAAUAUUAAACGUAACAAAGUUAAAGUUUGUUAUAUAACCUAGUAUGAGAUAUGGUAGAUGUUUAAUAAAUCUUGACCUCUUGUUAUUAUCGUUUGUCUAGGUUAGAUUUACAAAAGAUUCUUUGGUUGAUACUUGAUAGUAAUUUUAACAAUAUUAAGUUAGUUAUCUAAAGUUCAUCGUGGUUCUAAAGUAAUUGUUUCUGUUUUCUUUUUGUUAGCAUAUUUUAGGAAACGAUUUGGUUAUUUUAGAUAAUAUUGUUAGAGCUUUAAAAACUAUAAAAUGAUGAAAUAAAAAUCUAAUAAUAAUGAAUGUCAUAUAUAUUUUCUAGUGAGAAUUGAAUAGGUCCAAAUUUAAAUGACAAUAUUUUUAAGUAGAUAAAAAGUAGGACUCUAUUUUAAUAGAUUAGAUAUAAGCUGUUUUUCAACAAGUUAAUAAUGCCAUCAAAUAAAGGUGUGGUUUUUUUUUGACAUCGUAAAGGUGUGGUUAAUGCGCCUGUAGUGAACAUAUAUACUGGGUUGUAGAGGCUUAUAGCUCAACGGUUGUUAUUUGUAAACUUGUAAUGGUUGGUUUUUCAUAAACGCUGCAGUCAUGUCUUUAUUGAAUUCAAAUUUACUUUCUUAUAAAUAUAUAGAAUAUGUGAUCUUUUUGUUGUUGUGAGUUGUCAGACUAUGUGAUCUACGUAAGGAAGAAUCACCAAAAAGGAUGCAACAGCUGCAGUAAAAUUAACAAAUCAAAUCUAAAAUUGAAUGCUUGUUUUGGCACGUACCCACCAUUUGACAACAUAUGGUACAUCAUCCAAUCACUAUGAUUAAAACAGUCAAACUUGUAAUAAAAUAAAUAAUUACUUUCACACGUAACAGAAGAUGGGUCCUACCCACUCCCUCCACCUCCCUCUCCCUCUCCUCGUUCAGUAUAUAAACAACACAUUUAGCUCUUCCGAGAAACAAACAUUUCGCAACCUCUGCGCAACAAUGGCUCUCUUCGUUCUAUCUCUCCUAAUGCUCUCAUCAUUCUCAGCCAUUUCCUUCACGCAUGCAGAUUCUGGAAUGAUCGGAGUAAACUACGGCCGCAUAGCGAACAAUCUCCCGGCGCCGGAGAAAGUCGUUGAGCUUCUAAAAUCCCAAGGAAUCAAUCGCGUCAAGCUUUACGACACUGACAAAUCCGUACUAACCGCGCUCGCAAACUCCGGCAUCAAAGUCGUCGUCUCUCUCCCCAACGAGAAUCUCGCCGCCGCCUCCGCUGAUCAGAGCUACACCGACAACUGGGUUCAGGAAAACGUGAAGAAAUACACGCCGGCGACUGAUAUCGAAGCGAUCGCCGUCGGUAACGAAGUGUUCGUCGAUCCCAGGAACACGACGACGUAUCUCGUUCAAGCUAUGAAGAAUGUUCAAAGCUCGCUCGUUAAGUUUAAUCUCGACGAAUCGAUCAAGGUAUCGUCGCCGAUAGCCUUGAGCGCGCUGGCGAAUUCGUAUCAACCAUCGUCCGGUUCGUUUAAACCGGAUUUAAUCGAACCGGUGAUUAAACCGAUGUUGGAUCUGCUCCGCAAAACGUCGUCGCAUAUCAUGGUGAAUGCGUACCCGUUCUUCGCCUACGCGGCUAACGCCGAUAAGAUCUCGUUGGAUUACGCUCUGUUUAAGGAGAACGCCGGCAAUGUAGAUUCCGGUAACGGUUUGAAGUAUAACAAUCUCUUAGACGCGCAAAUCGACGCCGUUUUCGCCGCCAUGGCCGCCGUGGGAUUCAACGACGUUAAGCUCGUGGUGACGGAGACGGGUUGGCCUUCCGCCGGGGACGAGAACGAGAUUGGCGCCGGUUCGGCCAACGCGGCGGCGUAUAACGGCGGGUUAGUUAAGAGAGUGUUAACGGGAAACGGAACGCCGUUAAAACCGAAGGAGCCACUUAACGUCUAUCUGUUCGCUCUGUUCAACGAGAACCAGAAAACGGGGCCCACGUCGGAGAGAAACUACGGGUUGUUUUACCCGAACGAGAACAAAGUGUACGACGUUCCGUUCUCCGCUAAGUCAACUCCGGUCAACGAUGGCAAAGAUAAAGUUCCGGUGAAGACGCCGUCGUCGCACGUGGGAGGACAGACGUGGUGCGUGGCGAACGGGAAGACGACGAAGGAGAAGCUUCAGGAGGGUCUCGACUACGCUUGCGGCGAAGGAGGCGCUGAUUGCCGUCCGAUUCAAAAGGGUGCCACGUGUUAUGAUCCGGAAUCGUUAGAGGCACACGCUUCUUAUGCGUUCAACAGUUACUAUCAGAAGAACGCGCGUGGUGUUGGCACGUGUGAUUUUGGUGGUGCAGCGUACGUGGUCUCGCAACCUCCUAAGUACGGGAAAUGCGAGUUUCCAACAGGGCACUGAAAUGGGAAUGGAGGAGGAGGAUCCGGCGGAUUAAUUAAUAGCAUUUUCUCGUUAUCUAUUUAAUACAUUGUUUUGUCAUUCGAGUAUAUGAUUAUUUAUUGCGUAGAUUUGUUUUCAUUAUUGUAUAUUUGGUUGGUUUCGUCGUAUCAUAUAAACUGGUCUCAGUAUUGUUUCCUUAAUUUAAACCUCGUGUAAUCAACAGUUACACAAAAAAACUUCACAGAGGUUUAUGAUUGAAGUAUCAA
Molecule: messenger RNA, 9150 nt
Organism: Brassica rapa (field mustard)
Lineage: Eukaryota; Viridiplantae; Streptophyta; Magnoliopsida; Brassicales; Brassicaceae
Product: glucan endo-1,3-beta-glucosidase 14
Biological process (GO): carbohydrate metabolic process
Molecular function (GO): hydrolase activity, hydrolyzing O-glycosyl compounds
Source: RefSeq, a predicted model, not a curated record